This is a messenger RNA of Punica granatum (pomegranate), 1212 nucleotides long. The record is from RefSeq and is a predicted model, not a curated record. Lineage: Eukaryota; Viridiplantae; Streptophyta; Magnoliopsida; Myrtales; Lythraceae.
AAGCCGCAGUGCUUCUCUCUCCUCUCCCCUCCAUAUUUGCAGAGCACAGACGCCCAUUUCUAGCCAUAUUUGCUGCUCUUCUCUUCUUCAUCUCUCCGCUCAACGUGGAAGGGGGAGAGGGGGGGAGAGAGAGAGAGAUGGCUGCUUCAUGGAACUCGACUCCAUUGGAGAUCACGUACCAAGUUCUGGGAUGGACCGCUUUCGUUUCCUGGUCCAUCAGUUUCUACCCCCAAGUCAUCCUCAAUUUCCGCCGCAAGAGGGUUGUGGGGUUGAAUUUUGAUUUCGUAUUGCUCAAUCUGACCAAGCACAGUUCUUACUUGAUCUACAACGCUACCCUCUACUUCAGCGCUGCUGUUCAGAAGCAGUAUUACGAGAAGUAUGGCUAUGGACAGAUGAUACCUGUGGCUGCGAAUGAUGUGGCAUUCUCCAUACAUGCUGUUCUGUUAACAGCAAUAACCCUGUUCCAGAUUAUGAUCUAUGAUCGGGGCACUCAAAAAAUAUCAAAGGUGGCCAUAGGAAUUGUCUCUGCAGUUUGGUUGGGUGCAGCAGUUUGCUUUUUCGUUGCUCUGCCAAGCCAUUCUUGGCUUUGGCUCAUCUCCAUCUUCAACGCGAUUCAAGUGUUCAUGACCGUUAUUAAAUACAUACCACAGGCAUGCAUGAACUUUGCAAGGAAGAGCACAGAUGGGUUCAGCAUUGGGAAUAUUUUGCUCGACUUUCUUGGUGGCUGUGCAAAUUAUGGGCAGAUGGUCGUUCAGUCUAUCGAUCAGAAUUCUUGGGUCAACUUCUAUGGAAAUAUUGGGAAGACAUUGCUGUCUUUGGUAUCGAUAUUCUUCGAUCUCCUCUUCAUGUUCCAACAUUUUGUGCUCUACCGCUCCAAGAGAGUGUCGGUUAGCUUUAAAGCCAUUGAGGAGGAGCAAGAGCCACUUAUGAAAACCUCUACUUCUGAACCCCAACAGUCAGAGAACGUCUAAAGAAUGGCUGGGCCAACUGGGGUUACCUUGACUUUCAUGGAAACAAGCAAUGAAGUAGGAACUGUAAAUACAUAGAAAACAUGUAAUAAUCGAAUCGUCCAAAAGCGAGUCUUUUCACAUAGGUAUACUUAUUCGCAACUUGAAACCGAGAUUGUGUGGUUGUAAAUUGAUUGUAACCCAAUAUCGUAGAAUUAUGUGGCAGUGUCUUCCGCAAAAUGCAUAUGUAAGCUGAUUUUUUGCA